CAGAUUGCACUCUGAGUCAAGGAGCAGAGCAGAGGGAUAGAGCUGAGGCGAGGUUGUUGUACCUGCAUGCACGUUACAUAUUAUCCCCUCCACAAUCUUGAGUUCAGAAGAUGAGUCAUCGAGCGGGCGAAGUUCAGCACAGAGGAAAGUCUCCUCCACCUAGCUGUGUUUCUCUGAGGAGUGACAGGUCUAAAGAUCCUCCUCCAUGCUUCAGUAAUGAACCAGAACCUUUAGACACACAAAUAUCAAAGGGGUCCGUUUCUGUUUCCACGGAGGAGCAGCCCUCCUGUCCCCAGUAUGAUGAAAGUCAGAGACUGCAACUAUCUCAUCAAUCCAGCACUAUAAUAAAUCUGCGGGAGGUUACAGAUGCAUAUAAGACUAGUCUGAGGACUAGAUGUGAACAUGUGACUGAAGGAACUGAUGAGGAAGGAAGUCGAACCCUCCUGAACAGGAUCUACACUGGGCUCUACAUCACAGAGGGGCAGAGUGAAGAGGUGAACACCCAACAUGAAGUCAGGCAGCUUGAGACAACUUUCAAGAUGGAGCCCCAUUAUGAGACUCAAAUCAAAUGUCAGGACAUCUUUAAAACCUUACCAAACCAACGGGAAGACAUCAGAGUGGUUCUGACACACGGCGUCGCUGGUGUUGGAAAAACCUUCUCUGUGCAGAAGUUCGCUCUUGACUGGGCAGAUGGCUCCGAAAACCAAGAUGUCAAUCUGCUGAUUCCAUUUUCAUUCAGGGAGCUGAACUUGAUUAGAGAUGAGCGGUACAGUCUUCUCCAGCUGCUCCAUGUUUUCCAUCCAACAUUACAGAAGGUCACAGCAGAGAUGCUCGCUGUCUGUAAACUUUUGUUCAUCUUUGAUGGCCUGGAUGAAAGCAGACUUUCUUUGGAUUUUCACAUCAGUGAGGUUGUGUCUGAUGUCACACAGAAAUCAUCAUUAAACAUACUGUUGACAAACCUAAUCAAGGGGAAUCUGCUGCCUUCAGCUCUCAUCUGGAUAACUUCUCGACCUGCAGCAGCCAGUCAGAUCCCUCCUUCAUAUGUUGACAGAGUAACAGAAGUACGAGGCUUCACUGACACCCAGAAGGAGGAGUACUUCAGGAGAAGGUUUAGUGAUGAAGGUCUGUGCAGCAGAAUCAUCUCACACAUCAAGACAUCCAGGAGCCUCCACAUCAUGUGUCUGAUCCCGGUCUUCUGCUGGAUCACUGCUUCUGUUCUGGAGUACAUGAUGACCACAGACCAGAGAGGAGAGCUACCCAAGACCCUGACUGACAUGUACUCAUACUUCCUGCUGGUUCAGACAAAGAGGAAGAAGAGCAAGUAUGAUGAUGGACCGAUGAGUCCUCAGGAACUCACUAAAUCUGACAGGGAAAUUCUUCUGAAGCUGGGGAGGCUGGCGUUUGAACACCUGGAGAACGGAAACAUCAUGUUCUACAAAGAGGACCUGGAGCGGUGUGGUUUGGAUGUCAAAGAGGCCUCGGUGUACUCAGGAGUUUGUACUGAGAUCUUCAAAACAGAGUGUGUAAUCUUCCAGAAAACAGUCUACUGCUUUGUUCAUCUGAGCGUUCAGGAGUUUCUGGCUGCAGUGUACAUGUUCAACUGUUUAACAAACAAGAACUCAGCUGUAGUGGAGGCUUUCCUGGAAGAGGACAAUAGCAGCUAUGAUGGGCAGAACUUUUACCUGGAUGGUUUCCUGAGGGAUGUCAUGGAGAAAUCCCUGAUGAGCCAAAACGGUCACCUGGACCUGUUUGUUCGCUUCCUUCAUGGCCUGUCUCUGGAGUCCAACCAGAGACUUCUAGGAGACCUGCUGGGUCAGACAGACAACAGUCCAAAAAUGAUCAAGAGAGUCAUCAACAACCUGAAGAGGACCAACAGUGAGGAUAUUCCUCCUGAUAGAAGCAUCAACAUCUUCCACUGUCUGAUGGAGAUGAACGAUCUCUCAGUCAAUCAGGAGAUACAAGACUUCCUCAAGUCGGAGAACAGAUCAGAGAAGAAACUCUCUGAGAUCCACUGCUCUGCUCUGGCCUACGUGAUUCAGAUGUCGGAUCAGGUUCUGGAUGAGUUAAACCUGAAGGAGUAUGACACAUCAGACCAGGGACGGAUCAGGCUGAUUCCUGCUGUGAGGAACUGCAGAAGGGCUCGAUUCACUUUCUGUGGACUAUCUGAGACUCACUGUGAAGCUGUGGCCGCAGCUCUGAAGUCCAACCCCUCCCAUCUGAAAUAUCUGAACCUCAGCAGAAACAACCUGCAGGACUCAGGAGUGGAGCAUCUCUGUGCUGGACUGAUGAGUACCAGCUGUAGACUGGAGACACUGAUUUUGGUGAGCUGCAGUUUGUCAGAGAUGAGCUGUUCUUCUCUGGCCUCAGCUCUGAAGUCCAACCCUGCCUAUCUGAGAGAGCUGGACCUGAGUAACAAUCCUCUGCAAGACUCAGGAGUGGAGCUACUCUGUGAUUUCCUGAAGAGCCCAAACUGUAGACUGGAGACUCUUAGAUUAAGAGACUGCAGUUUGUCAGAGAUCAGCUGUUCUUCUUUGGCCUCAGCUCUGUUGUCCAACCCCUCCCAUCUGAGAGAGCUGGACCUGAGCCUCAAUGAGCUGCAGCAUUCAGCAGUGAUGCUGCUGUGUGAUUUUGUAGACAGUCAAAAUGAGAGACUGACUCUGAAAUGGUGAUAUUUGUCAGAGUGUUUAAGGAGAGGAUCAUCUUUUUGAUCCGAAAGGGAAAAGCAGCACCAGUGGUAAGUGUGUUACUUGGCCGUGAUACAGGGAGACUCAACAGGUGAAGAUGACUGGCAGUCCCCCUCUGUAAUACACAGGACCUGGACCACCAAAACUUUUCUAUUCUAACAUAUAAUCUGAAAUUUAGGUGCUGCAAGGCAAAUAUCAACCCUUUGAUUUGGAUAGAAAUGUUUAUAUUUAUUGCAGUGCCCCCUAGUGGAAAUAUCUAGUAGAGCAGGUUAUUAAUUCAUUUGAUUUUUGGGGUCAUAUUUGUUUGAUUUGAAGGGAUUUUAAUUCAAACAACAGCCCCCAUGUGUCACAAAGGGGAGAUUAUAUCAGAUAUUCUCCAGUCUGUUGCAGACUAUUUUAAGAGCCAAGUUAUUAUCUGACACAACUAAAGCUAAAUAGAAUACACUGAAGAUUAUGCAGCUUUUAUUUUUGUAAUGUUUUAUCAGCUGAUUGCAGUCAUGUUAACACAGAUGAGAACCUAAACAAAACAGCUGCUGGAUGUUGUUAUUUUUGUUGUCCGUUUAGAAUUGGCUGGCAGGUCUGUAAAGUGGUGUUGUGUGUCAGCUGUCAUUGGCCGUUGUUGUUUUAACUCCCAGUGGUGUCAUAUAAAGUGAAAUUAGGGGAUUGAAAUCAUUACUGAAGAGCGCUAUCUUCGUUUUGAAAUUCUGAAUAAUGUCAGUUCUGGCUUCCUUUUAUCAAGGGCAUUGCAGAGUUCAAAAUGCACUUGUUUUUUUCAGUUAAAAUGGACCUGCUGAAUAUCUAACUGCUCCAUAGACAGCACAGUCUAGGCGUACAAGGAAGGGACGUCACAAUCAUGUUUAUUUUAUUUAUUUAUUUUGCUGCUGAUACAGCCACAGAUCAUCUAUGAGUGAGACUGAACAAUGCAUACAAUCAUACUUUUAUUAUAGCAGCUGGUCUAGUUUUGUGGUAGUAGUGAGUGUACUUUGUAGUGUAUGGGGACCUCCUAAAGGUGGCAGUGUAACCUGAAAAAGGAGCACAGAAGUAAUCCUCAUUCCAACAACAACAUGGUUUGACUCACUUUAACAGAACAGAGCAAGUCUCCCAAGGAGCAAUGCAACAAGUAUACAACAGCAAGUGCAACUGAGCAAAAAAAAAAAAUGAGGAUUCAAUCACUCUAAGUUAACUUAUGUGGAUUCCUUAUCACAGCUAGUUAUAGAUGGUAAAAAACUAUUAACAGUGUGUAAAACUUAAAGAGCAAAUAAUCAAAUGAUUAAAAGGCCAUAAGUCGGCAACAGUUGCUUGUAAGUUGAGGGGAGCACUGCUAUUUUUAUUAAUGAUGCCUUAUGCUGUAGAUUAAAAGUUUAUAGUUUAUUAUAUCACUUUUAAUAUCAGCCUUUUUAUCUUGUCAGGUGUGCCUUUAACAGGCUUUGAAAUAAACCAGGAAUUACCAUAAACACAGAGAUGUUUGUUAUUUUGUGUAAAUUAUCAAAAUUGUCUCGUUUAUCCUUUUCCUGAAAUCAACUCAGUGUGAGUGAAUGAAUAGGCUUACACCAGUUCAGCAGGUGUGCCUAGAUUCACCAGGGUGUUUUUCAGGUCAUGUUUGUUCUAUGAAAAAAAGCUUUUUGUUGUUUUGUGAGAUUGUUUUAUCUUGUCAGUUAUAGAACUACACAAAUCCUGCAGCAGUCAUAAGGAUCUAGUGCUUUUUUAAAAUUCAGUUUGACUAGGGUGACCUGAGAAUUUUAAAGAGUGCCUCAACAGAAUAAAAGGUUAAGAAUAGCCGUUUUAUAUAUUGUAUUGCAUAUUAAAUACCGUACUGUGCAUUACCAUACAACUUUUGAUAUUGGUUUUUCUGCAGCUCUUUAUUGUAGUACUCCAUGCUAUACCUUGUUUAUAAUGUGACUUUGUGACAUGUUAAU
Messenger RNA from Cheilinus undulatus (humphead wrasse), 4600 nucleotides. RefSeq names its product NLR family CARD domain-containing protein 3-like. The record is from RefSeq and is a predicted model, not a curated record. Lineage: Eukaryota; Metazoa; Chordata; Actinopteri; Labriformes; Labridae. The coding region runs from base 111 to 2669 and encodes 852 amino acids. The transcript has 8 exons. Gene Ontology annotation, molecular function: protein binding.